UCACACGCACACACUGUAGUACCGCCCCGACAAUUUCGUCGUGACGUCAUCACUUACCUGGCUGAUUUACUGCGACUGCAAAAAGAAAAGUGCACGGACCCUGGGCAACUCAUGACUUCUCGUUUUUAUAUUUCAGAAAAAAACCUCUUUGCUGGAUACAUUACCUCUCCUGAUUAAAUAUGGCCACAUCGACACUUAUCAGUUAAGAACAGCAAGUGGGAUGUGUUAGAUUUAGUUGUUGCAACAUUAUAGACAUAUGAAACACGUGUUUCUCAUUAAAAACUGCAUUAAUACCUCCAUCGCGGUCAACAUCUGAAGAUAUCGAACGGUCGUGCAUAGCUGUAUUUUGUUUUGAUUAUUUCUCAGUAAAACGUUUUUCCAGAAAUAACCUGUGUAAAUUAGGAGGCGGUCGAUUCUGCCACUCUUUACAGAUGUUCCUCAUCCUGUCUGUCUCUGUUGUUGCCGUCCACGCAGUCCUAUUCCCUCUUUAGAAAUCCUCCCCUCCCGCUCUGUUCUUCCUUCCACGUCUGUCUCGAGAGUGAGUGAAGCUCACUGCGCCAACUUUUUGCGACAUCGACUUCUUCAGCCCCAGACUACUAACAUUUAUGGGACUUAUAAUAUUUAUUUUUAACCCUGACUUGACUUAAUGUCCGCAUUUAAUAAGUUGCUAUUUUGACAUCGCAGUUCUUAGGCUACCAAAUUUCGUCAAAAAUAACUACAGUGUGUUGUGGGAUGUCUUAUUUCAUGUUUAGAUGGUCACAAAUCCACUGCCAAUUUAAAAAACAUAUUUUAAGGACGCUAUUCUAAACGCAUUAUGGUUAAGCGAUAUAAUGUAAAGAUUGCUUAUAUGCAGAAAACAUGUAGGCAGUUGAUUUUGACAAUUAUAUCACUUGAAGCUAUGAUUACGGGUUCUUGGAGAGUCUUGGACCACCACGGAAUCAAUGUGUUGUCCGCUGAAAGAACGAGCUGUUGGAAUCUCUCCUAAACGUUGAUACGUCUUGGGAGUGAUGCACUGGCUUCCCUUGGUUGCCAUGGUGAUCACCUCGGCCCUGCCCUCCCCUCGCAGUCCUGGCCCAAGGCCCAUUGCCGCAGCGACAGAGCCUGGCAGAAGCCUUGACAACCACAAAAAUUACAACAGUGAAUACCACAGUCUUUCUGAUGCAAGUAUGAGUUCGAGAACUGACAUGACAAAUAGCAAGCAGGAUCACGUGGGCGUGUCCUCUCUGCACAGCACUGACCAAAGUAGUGAAGGCCUGAAAAACUCUAAUCAUCUAGAAAAUGCUUCACAGAAGGAUUUUACUGUGACUACUGCUGCCAAUCAAACAGACAAGACAUCCCUGAGUGAUACAGGAGACUCUCAGUUGCACAAUAACCACAACCAGGUGGACUACAGUUUACCUUCUUUAAUUAAUCAAGUGGACUACAAUUACCAGGACAAAACAAAGCAGGAGAAAUACUUACUUCAAAGCAAAAGUAAAAAAGAUCCCCGGAUUGAUACUGCUACACAAAGGGACAAUACAGAUCAAGAUACUGACAAUGACAUUGUAGGGGGAAACUUGAGAAGCUUUCACACUGAAAACUACAGGUUACAGGACGGACAAAGGCAAGGGAACUACAUUUCUCCAAAUAACCGCAAAGCAGAGGAAUACAAAUCUCAGGAUAUCAAUGCUCAUGAAGACAACCACUUACCUGCCACCAUUCAAAAGGAAAAUUAUUUUCCCCAAAAAACAAAGCUCGAAGAACACUAUAAAAUGGCAGACAUUUCAAUUCAAGAGCACUACAGUCCGUAUGAAUAUGCUAUCUCCAAGGAUGGCACCAUUGCAACGGGCAAUUAUGACAAGCCAGAAAAGCUGUUGGUGGCGGACAGUACUGGUAACUGGGGGGGUGAAUUGAAUGAAGUACAAGGGGCAUCAGAGACAGAUAUGAUUGGAGGGAAGUUGCUGGGAGAGGCAGAUCUGUUGUUUUUGGACACACACCCAAGAGUACUGUUCUCACCCUCUCCCUCCCCCCCAAACCAUCCCCCUCUCUUAUUCAUGCUGGAGGGCGGGUUUACCGAGGACGAAAGGGUGGGGGAGGACGAGGAAGAGAGGAAUGAAGGAAGCGAUACGUACAUAGAGGGACCAGGAGAUGGGAAGAGACAGGUCGAAUCCAAGCGAUUUGACAGAGAGGCAGACGCCCGCUCGGAGUCUGGAGCUGAGACAGAACAGGCCUCUCACCCUAAAGCCAGGCCCAAACGUGCCCAGGCCUCCUAUGUCGGGCUGAGGGAGAUGUCGGUGUGCGACGCGCAUAACGUGUGGGUAACGGACAAGAAAACCGCCGUCGAUCUCUAUGGGCGUACCGUCACCGUGCUGUCUGAGAUUCAGACCCUGUCAGGUCCUCUCAAACAGUACUUUUUUGAGACGCGGUGCAGGACAGCCGACCCCCGCGGGUCAGGUAAGAGCAAAGCGGAGGUGGCCCCGGGGAGUCCAGGGCCCAUGGGAGUCUCUGGAGGGAGUUGCCGGGGAGUGGACAAGAAGCAGUGGGUCAGCAUGUGCAAGCCAAAGCAGUCCUACGUCAGGGCUCUGACUGCGGAUGUCGACAAGAAGAUCGGGUGGAGGUGGAUCAGGAUCGACUCGUCCUGCGUAUGCGUGCUUCUCUCCAGAGCCACCAGGAACUAGUUAGGGAAUUUGGGGACGGGGUGGGGAAAAAGGGAACGGGAUCAGAAGUUACAGGAUGCACUGCAAGGGAGUGUCUCAAGUGUUGUUUGGAAUCUGCUGCUGCUAACAUUCCCAAGGGAUGUCAUACUUCUCUCUGUCAACUCAACUGUGCUGAAGAUGGUCACUGUACUGUUAAAUAACUGUUACAUCAAAAAAAAAAAAAAACCCUACAUAAUCUAGAAAUCCAUAUGAUUAUUGUGCCUUCAUAAAGUGAGUAAAUAUGUUCUCUGGAAGUUCUCUAAGUAAAGAAACUCUACUGCUCCCUCUAUUCAUCCAGUGAACCUCGACUUUAGCCUUCUUCCCAUCCCAAACCUGACUAAAUAUCUUAAACACAGGUGGUGUUUAUGCCUGUAGGCAAUCUAUCUGUGAGAAAUGAUUUGAGUGGAUCAUUCAGAAUAGGUUUGGCACACCAUGUAGAAGUGAAGCUAUGCUGAAGCUGCCUCUGUUUAAAGCAUAAUGAAAGAGCUGAGGAGAGGGCAGGAGGCCUGGGUGUUUCCAGUGUAAACUUUGAUUCAAGCUCCAUCUGGUCAAUUUUCCGAUUUUCCGUUGAACCUUGGACCUGCCUUCUGCCUUCUGCCCUUCUGCAUUCAUUCUCCCCCUCCACCUUCAUGUCAUAUGACCAACAUCCAUCUCAUCUGGCCUCAUCUGCCAUGGCUAUGUAACAUGGGAAAAUCUCAAAUCAAAGGGAAAUAUGUUGAUGUACGUUUUUUAUUCUUCUGAUGACUUUUUUAUAUUUUAUGGAUGAUGUAAAUUAUUUGUAUUGUUUAGUUUACAUGUAAUCCACUACAAAUAUGUUUGAUAUUAAUAUAUUUCUUGAUGUAUGUACUACAUGCGUGCACUGUAUGUAUGUGUGUGUGUUUGUAUGUACGUGUGUAUGUAUGUAUAUUACACAUACAGAUUAUGUAUAAUCUGUGUAUAUAGCUAUAUAUUAUAUAUGUAUUUAUAUUAGGUAGUGAUUUGUUGAUAGGUGGAAUGAAAAAUCAGCAGUAUUUGGAUAUUUGACUUGAGGAUUACCCCUUAUACUACUGAAUUCAUCCUUUUUAUAUUGCGAAAUAAUGUACAGUACCACAGGGCACUGAACAAUCAAUGCAUUCCUUCAACGAGUUUAGUUCUUUCAGGAAAUUUGUUCUCCUAGCAUAUUUGUGUUUGUGUAAUGAAAUUAGAAUACUUUCAUAUUCAUCUUUUCAUGCUAAAAUAUUUCAUGACCAGCAUGUCAUUAACCACAGACAAGGCUAACAAUAUAAAUGAUGUUUCCCAACGUAAGUAAUAAAAGUAAUUAAUUUAUGAACUGUGGUCUGUGUUUACCACUAGAAGUUAUGUGCAAGAAUGGCAAUAUAGAAAAUGACAGCAAAAUCAAUCUCACUAUUGAAAGAGUGCAAUUUCUGCAGGGCUGUUGCCUCUUUCCAUGUCCAUGCAGAACCAUAGCAGGGAUUGAAUCUUCAAAGUUGAGGAGAUAUGACUCGAUAUACGUAUGCCUGAAAUAUCGAAUGCAGAGAUACUAACAGAAUUUUUAUCACGUGUCUCCUGGCUGAAUGGCAACUUCUAUGCAAACAAAAUGCAAACACGAGCACAAUUCCAGGGCUGUGCCUUUAGUGGGUCCACAUGCCUUUUGAGAUGUAGUUACGAUACAGUCCACACUUCGGUGGAACUACACAGUGAGUGAGUGUCGUAUAAUGGCUGAACAUCCAAACAAGGCAUGUAGUCUUUCCUAGUUCACAUUUUCACACAGGCACAUCUAGUCUAGACUUGAGCAUAAAUGCAUGCCGUCAAAACACAUAAAAAUGUAAAUGCAGCAAUGCUCACUUUAAACCAAUAAGUAAUCACUUUAAAAUGAAUCGGCCAACUUCAUAACACUAGCUAAGACAGAAAUUAAUAAUAUUUUAUACACAUGGAUUUGACAAUAGAUAUACUGUAUCUAUAAAGUGCCGCUUCAUACUGUUUAAGUAUAAUCAUUUAUGUAAUGAUUAUUGUGAAAUGAAAAGCAUUAUUAUUGAUGUGAACAAUAUUGUUAAUUUACUAGACAGAUUGUUGAUACUCCUAUUUUUAUGUCGAAGAAGUUUGAUAGGUAUAAUAAUAACAAUAGUAAUCAUCAUUACGGUAAUCAAAAUACUAAUUUUGAGUUGCACUAACAUUAUACUUUUAAAACCAUUGUAACAAUGUACUGAUCUUAUUCAUGUUGUACAUGCAGUAAUAUUUAUUGUACAUUCAUUUAUAUGGGUGUUCAUUAUUCAAAUCCAGUAAAUCAAACGCUACCUUAUUCAGACUAGCGAGCCCGUCAUAAUGCACAACGAAGACCAACUUGCACAUUUAUAUAAGGACAUCUACACACAAAUGGACUCACCAACCCACAUGCCAACACAUAAUCAGAAACUUCAAGAAACCCUUUGUUUCAACCCCUACACCUCUCAAUGGAAUCUUAUACAAUAAACACUCAGAGACCAUACUGUUACAGUGGUUUUGCAUCAUUUUUUUUUAUUUUUACCACUUUUGGUUUUAUCAUCAUUACUGUAAUUGUCAUGUUUGUCUUGUAAUUUUCCAUUGUUAUGACUGUUCUCUUUAUUAAUAUUUUUCAUUUAAAUCAUAACACAAUUUGUUUUCAAAAUUUACACAUACAAGUAGCAUAUUUUUACUGUCCAUUUUUAAAAUGUAUUUACUUUUCAAACUAAAUAAAUUAAAUUGAAUUACAGUCAGUCAGAAUCAAGUAAUAAAUGAACAAGUACAUACAGAUAUUCAAUACAUACAUACAUACAUACAUACAGAAAUAGUAGUUAUCAUAAAAAUAAAAAAUAAAUAAAAUACACACGUUUUGCAAACUCUUCCCCCACCUCAUGUAUAUCUUUUAAAUUCAUUAUAAUUGUCUUUCUCUAAAUUUGAGUUCAUUGUCACUGUUGUUUUGUCAUGCAUUUGAACACAGAAGAUAAUCUUGUCUUGUUUUGUUCACCAGUGCCCCCUAGCUGCAUAUUAUUCUGUGCUCUCUCUCUCUCUCUCUCUCU
Anguilla rostrata (American eel) is the source of this 5689-nucleotide messenger RNA. RefSeq lists its product as uncharacterized. Bases 1008 to 2657 code for a protein of 549 amino acids. The record is from RefSeq and is a predicted model, not a curated record. Gene Ontology annotation, molecular function: growth factor activity; nerve growth factor receptor binding. The transcript has 2 exons. NCBI's taxonomy places the organism in Eukaryota, Metazoa, Chordata, Actinopteri, Anguilliformes, Anguillidae. Gene Ontology annotation, biological process: negative regulation of neuron apoptotic process; nerve development; memory. Gene Ontology annotation, cellular component: axon; synaptic vesicle; dendrite.